Chondrus crispus (carragheen) is the source of this 828-nucleotide messenger RNA. RefSeq lists its product as hypothetical. Bases 1 to 828 code for a protein of 275 amino acids. Gene Ontology annotation, cellular component: small ribosomal subunit. NCBI's taxonomy places the organism in Eukaryota, Rhodophyta, Florideophyceae, Gigartinales, Gigartinaceae. Gene Ontology annotation, molecular function: structural constituent of ribosome; rRNA binding. The record is from RefSeq and is a predicted model, not a curated record. The transcript has a single exon. Gene Ontology annotation, biological process: positive regulation of translational fidelity.
AUGCCGGUUGACUACAAACUUCGCAACCUUCGAAGAUUGUUCGGCAAUGCCAAUUUCUUGCGAGUAAAUGCAGACGGCGGAUCUGCGGGGAAACAUGCUUCUGGACGCCGUCGUGGCGAGGCUACUGGUGCUGCGGCGAGUGCUGAGGGAAAAGAGGAUGGUUCAGGGAAACGGGAGCGUCGCACAAAAGUACCUGGUGGUAUCCCACGAGCAUUCUUUUCAGAGCAACCACCUCGCCCUGUACGAAACAAGUCAGCAGGUGGGCAGCUCUUCACCACACAUCUGUUCGAGAAGCAAAAAAUGAAGCUUUACUAUGGUGCGAUGGGCGAUAAAAAGUUCAAGCGGUAUGUCGACGAAGCCAGAAACUGCCGCCGAAACACAGAUGCUAUGUUGCUGCGCCUUCUCGAAUUAAGGUUGGACACGUUUCUGUAUCGAACAGGUCUUGUAAAAACGCCAAUGCAAGGAAGGCAAUGGAUAAACCACGCUCAGAUCCUGGUCAACGGGCGCCCUGUGAAUAUGAAGGGCAAUCGCCUGCGACCCGGUGAUGUAGUGUCGGUCAGGGAUCGUCAUCAGGAACAUGCAUUGAAAGCCUCUCGCGAAGCCGCAGAACUUCGGGCGAAGUUGGGGUUGGGAGCGUCUUGGAUCCUGUCCGAUCCGGAUCCGGCGGGGAUGCUACCGUGGAUGGAAAUCGAUCGUUCAGGUUUGGCCGCAGUGCUCGUGCGGGAGCCGACAGAUGAUGAGGCCCGUGCUAUGGCCAGAGCGGCACUCUUUCCGUAUAUUCGUGACGCCAAGCUAAAUCCUCAUGCCGCGAUGCGAGCUUAUAGAUAG